This is a messenger RNA of Staurois parvus, 457 nucleotides long. Lineage: Eukaryota; Metazoa; Chordata; Amphibia; Anura; Ranidae. The record is from the annotation of a GenBank genome assembly.
AUGUUUGUGGUGGUUCUUAUACAACUCUGCCGCAUUAAAAAACAGAAGCAGCUAGGCUACCAGAGAAAAAACUAUGCUCCAGGAUAUCCGCAGUGUGGCCGGAAUUACCUUCCUUCUUGGCAUUACAUGGGGCCUUGGCUUCUUUUCUUUCGGACCAGGGAAAAUUGUUAUCCAGUUCUUGUUUACCAUCUUCAACUCAUUACAAGGUUUCUUCAUUUUUUUCUUCUACUGCGUGGCAAAGGAAAAUGUCCGCAAACAAUGGAGACGAUAUCUCUGCUGUGGAAAGCUCAGACUGGCUGAAAACUCUGACUGGAGUAAAACAGCAACAAAUAAACUAAAGAAACAAACUUCUAAACAAGGAGUAUCCAGUAGUUCCAGCAACUCCAUUCAGUCAACAAGUAACUCAAACUCAAACUCAACGACUUUGGCGCUAGUAUCCAAUGAAUACUCAAUGCAC